GUGCGCGUUGGGGUGCGGGGCGCCGCCGCGCCGGGGAUGGGGGAGCGGCGGCAGGCGCUGGGCCGCGAAUGCGAGGAACUCGUAACUUCCUCGAAAUCUGGGAGCCGAGAAGGAGUUGCUGGGGUCAAAGCGAGCAGCUGGGUUUCGUUCCCGAGCUGCGCGACGUGCGGCGGGGCCGGCGGUCUCACAUGUGCGGUAGGAAGAUUACACAAUGGAAUUCACAUUUUUUCACAAAGAGCUGCGUGUAUUGGAUCAGUACCGUUGAGGACACCUUCUGAUUGCAACACCCGAAGCAGGGUCCUGUAACAAACUUGUCAAAGGAAAGCUUACAAUGGAUCUCAAAGAAAGCUGCCCAAGUGUCAGCAUUCCCAGCUCUGAUGAACACAGAGAGAAGAAAAAAAGAUUUACUGUUUACAAAGUGUUGGUCUCAGUCGGCAGAAAUGAGUGGUUUGUCUUCAGACGGUAUGCAGAAUUUGAUAAACUCUACAACACGCUAAAGAAGCAAUUUCCCACUAUGAACUUGAAGAUUCCAGCUAAAAGAAUAUUUGGAGAUAAUUUUGAUCCCGAUUUUAUUAAACAGAGAAGAGCUGGACUGAAUGAAUUCAUUCAAAAUUUAGUUAGACAACCAGAGCUAUGCAACCACCCAGAUGUUAGAGCAUUUCUUCAGAUGGAUAACCCAAAACACCAGUCAGAUCCAUCUGAAGAUGAAGAUGAAAGGAGCAGUCGGAAGUUAAACUCUACCUCACAGAAUAUCAACUUGGGACCAUCUGGAAAUCCUCAUGCUAAACCAACAGACUUUGAUUUCCUGAAAGUUAUUGGGAAAGGAAGUUUUGGCAAGGUUCUUCUUGCAAAACGAAAACUGGAUGGGAAAUACUAUGCUGUCAAAGUGCUGCAGAAAAAAAUUGUUCUUAAUAGGAAAGAGCAAAAACAUAUUAUGGCUGAACGUAAUGUGCUUUUGAAAAAUGUGAAACAUCCAUUUUUGGUUGGAUUACAUUACUCAUUCCAAACAACAGAGAAGCUUUACUUUGUCCUGGAUUUUGUUAAUGGAGGAGAGCUGUUCUUUCACUUACAAAGAGAACGUUCCUUUCCUGAACACAGAGCCAGAUUUUAUGCUGCUGAAAUAGCCAGUGCACUGGGCUACUUACACUCAAUAAAUAUUGUGUACAGGGAUUUAAAACCAGAAAACAUUCUCCUAGAUUCACUAGGUCAUGUUGUGUUGACAGACUUUGGACUUUGUAAAGAAGGGAUUGCAAGUUCUGAUACCACUGCAACUUUUUGUGGGACGCCAGAAUAUCUUGCACCAGAAGUCAUUAAAAAGCAGCCUUAUGACAACACAGUAGACUGGUGGUGCCUUGGUGCAGUUCUUUACGAAAUGCUUUAUGGGCUGCCUCCUUUUUACUGCCGUGAUGUUGCUGAGAUGUAUGAGAACAUUCUUCAUAAACCCCUGGUUUUGCGCCCAGGAAUCAGCCUUACAGCCUGGUCUAUUCUGGAAGAACUUCUGGAGAAAGAUCGACAAAGCAGACUUGGAGCAAGGGAAGACUUUCUUGAAAUUCAAAAGCAUCCAUUCUUUGAAUCUCUCAGCUGGACUGAUCUUCUUCAGAAGAAAAUUCCACCACCAUUUAAUCCUAAUGUGGCUGGACCAGAUGAUAUCGGGAACUUUGACGCAGUGUUUACAGAAGAAAUGGUCCCAUACUCAGUUUGUGUUUCUUCUGAUUAUAACAUCGUUAAUGCCAGUGUCCUAGAGGCAGAUGAUGCAUUUGUUGGAUUUUCCUACGCACCACCUUCUGAAGAUAUGUUUUCCUAGGAAAUUAUAAGCCAACAGUGUUUUGGAAGUCUUGGGGAGAACUGAAAUGUUAGGAUUAUGGACACAUUCAAAAAUA
Molecule: messenger RNA, 1880 nt
Organism: Colius striatus (speckled mousebird)
Lineage: Eukaryota; Metazoa; Chordata; Aves; Coliiformes; Coliidae
Gene: SGK3
Product: serum/glucocorticoid regulated kinase family member 3
Exons: 17
Coding region: 332-1804 (490 amino acids)
Biological process (GO): protein phosphorylation
Molecular function (GO): ATP binding; protein serine/threonine kinase activity; phosphatidylinositol binding
Source: RefSeq, a predicted model, not a curated record